AUGGAACAUGCUCUCAUGAUCCUCCUCUCCACCGUCCUCCUCCUCCUCACGGCCGCUCCCGGAACCCUAUCUCAGCCAGCCGCCGCUCCCGCCCCACCAGGACCCACAAAUGUCACCAAAAUCCUAGAAAAAGGCGGCCAGUUCACAGUCUUCAUCCGACUACUCAAAUCAACCGGCGUUGCUAGCCAACUCUACGGCCAGCUCAACAACUCCGACAAUGGUAUCACUAUCUUCGCACCGAGCGAUUCCUCCUUCUCCGGUCUCAAAGCCGGAACCCUAAAUUCCUUGACCGACGAGCAGCAAGUAGAGCUUAUUCAGUUUCAUGUCAUACCAACAUACGUCUCUUCCACCAACUUCCAAACAAUAAGCAACCCUCUCCGGACUCAAGCCGGUGACUCCGCCGAAGGACAUUUCCCUCUCAACGUGACAACCAGUGGAAACUCCGUAAAUAUCACUUCCGGUGUAACCAACACAACCGUCUCCGGAAAUGUCUACAGCGAUGGACAGCUAGCCGUUUAUCAGGUCGAUCAAGUUUUGCUUCCUCAGCAAAUAUUUGAUCCUCGUCCUCCGGCGCCAGCUCCGGCUCCAUCGGUCUCGAAAUCUAAGAAGAAGAAGAAGGAGGACGGUGAUAGUUCCAGUGAUGAUUCUCCGGCGGACGCUUCGUUUGCUUUACGUAAAGUUGGUUCUGUUAGUAAGGCGGUGUGGCUUUGCGUCAUUAGCAUAUCGCUCGCAUGGUUUAAUUUGUAA
Molecule: messenger RNA, 747 nt
Organism: Microthlaspi erraticum
Lineage: Eukaryota; Viridiplantae; Streptophyta; Magnoliopsida; Brassicales; Brassicaceae
Source: the annotation of a GenBank genome assembly